Molecule: messenger RNA, 1599 nt
Organism: Seminavis robusta
Lineage: Eukaryota; Bacillariophyta; Bacillariophyceae; Naviculales; Naviculaceae
Source: the annotation of a GenBank genome assembly
AUGUCGAUUCCCACGUCCACCCCAGCGCCGACUCCUGCCCCCGUUCCUGUUGCUGUGGUCUUAUCAGGACCUCCGUCAUUGUCAAGACGUCGACAAACGCUUGUUUCAUUCCCAGACUCGUCCGGUACCGGUACCCCAGCACCACCAGUUAGUACAAGCAGCGGACCUCGACAACGGCGACAAUCCGUGGUAUCCUUCAAGACGGGGCCUCCCAAUGCUGUUCCAGUGCCACCGUCUACCGGUACGAGGCAGCGCCGACAGACCAUCACGUCCAUCCCCCGAACAUCGUUCUCAGCUGCAACGCCGCCACCAGCCAGCAGACGACAGUCUUUCCGAAUGUCUCAACGAUUUCUCCUCGGAAUAACUUUGGGGGGAAGCAGUGGCCACAGCAACAGUACCCGCAUGAGUGCUUCAACCAGGAGCUCUAGCUGUCGUUCACGCACGUCGACCGUGGACAAGUUCAGAAGUGCCGUCAGGGCCCUCUCCGUUUCUGAGGAAGACAUGAGAGAGUUCUUGGAGCAGGAAGGCAAUUUGGAGGCACUCAAACGGAGUCUCAAGAACCGUGGCAUUGUUACCAAUGCCUUGAUUCAGCAAGGAAUCUUUCUUUACUUUCGAGAAUGUCAGUGCCUGGAUUCGACCGAUGAAGAAUUGACCCCUGACAUGUUGAGCGACAGUGAAGAAGAGGACGAGGAAGAGACACCAGAAGACUCUUCGUUCUCUGGAACAGUGCACUCAAAAGAACCCAACCGACCACAGUGGUGCCAGAACCUGGAGUCGAUGGCUGAAGAGUUUACACCAGACAUGCUAAGUGACAGUGAAGACGAGGAAGAAGAGGAGGAAGGAACACCCGGAAAGUAUCCAUUGAAGUCACAAGAAUCCCGGCAAUCGCAGCAGUGCGUGCAUCUGGAUUCGUUGGCUGAAGAGUUGACCCCUGAUAUGUUGAGCGACAGUGAAGACGAGGGUGAUGACGAGCACGAAGAGGAGGACGAAGAGACACCCCUAGAGUACACACGCUCUGGCCAGUCACAAGCCAGGCCAUGGCAGGAGCGCAAGCGCCUGGACUCGUUGGAUGAAGAAUCGACACUCGACGAAUUGAGUGACAGUGAAGGAGAGCUCGAGGAAGCACCCAAAGAGUAUUCCAUCUCUUUCCCGUUGCAACCUCAAGAAUCCAAGCAAUGGCAGGAGCCCAAACGCCUGGAUUCGUUGCCAGAAGAAGCGACACUCGAAGAGUUGAGUGACAGCGAAGAAGAGCUCGAGGAAGAACACCAAGAGACACCCAAAGAGUGUUCAAUCACUUGCCCAGUGCAACCCAAGCAAUGGCAGCAGCGAAAGCGCCUGAAUUCGUUGGAUGAAGAAUCGACCGCCGAAGUUCUGAGCGACAGCAGCAGCAAUAACAGCACCAGUGCUGAUGAUGAAGAAACACAGGAGAUGAAGGCACCUGAAGAGUGUACAGGAUCUGACCUUCAGAACAAAGAAGAAUCCCAGCAAUCCCACGAAGAGCGGCAACAGCACCAACUGGAUGAGUCCGAGGAGGUGGGCAUUUUUGAAUUAUUCGCUAGGCGACGAGCUGCCAAAGAGUUGGCAGUGUGCAGCCAUUAG